Molecule: messenger RNA, 2615 nt
Organism: Caretta caretta (loggerhead turtle)
Lineage: Eukaryota; Metazoa; Chordata; Testudines; Cheloniidae
Source: RefSeq, a predicted model, not a curated record
GGCAGGUUCUCAGAAGGGAUCCCUGAUCUUAGGGGGCCGCUGAUACAUUGCCCCUGAGCCGGGCAGCACCUGUCUGCGGUGGGACCCCAGGCUGGCAGAGGGGGAGUUGGCCGGCACGGGGGGAGCAGAGAUGAGCGAGACGCUGGACCUGGACAAGGGCUGUACGGUUGAGGAGCUGCUACAGGGCUGCAUUGAGGCCUUUGAUGAUGAGGGGAAGGUGCGGGACCCCCAACUGGUGCGAAUGUUCCUGAUGAUGCAUCCUUGGUACAUCCCCUCCUCCCACCUGGCCGCCAAGCUGCUGCGCAUCUACCAAGAGUCUCGUAGCUCAGAAAGCAGCUCCCUGCAGGUGAAAACCUGCCACCUGGUGAGGUACUGGAUCUCGGCAUUCCCGGCAGAGUUUGAUUUGAACCCGGAGCUAGCAGAGCAGAUCAAGGAGCUAAAGGAGGUUCUGGGCCGUGAGGGGAACCGGCGCCACAGCAACCUCAUCGACAUUGAGAAUGUCCCUACUUACAAGUGGAAGCGCCAAGUGACCCAGCGCAACCCGGUGGCCCCGAAGAAACGCAAGAUGUCGCUGCUCUUUGACCACCUGGAGUCCUCCGAGUUGGCAGAGCAUCUCACCUACCUGGAGUACCGCUCCUUCUGCAAGAUCCUGUUCCAGGACUAUCACAGCUUCGUCAUGCACGGCUGCACUGUGGACAACCCCAUCCUGGAGCGGUUCAUCACCCUUUUCAACAGCGUCUCACAGUGGGUGCAGCUCAUGGUGCUGAGCAAGCCGACCGCCCAGCAGCGGGCGCAGGUCAUCACCCGCUUCAUCCUGGUGGCACAGAGGCUCCUGCAGCUGCAGAAUUUCAACACGCUGAUGGCCGUGGUGGGGGGGCUGAGUCACAGCUCCAUCUCCCGCCUCAAAGAGACCCACAGCCACGUCAGCUCCGAGACCACCAAGCUGUGGGAGUCCAUGACGGAGCUGGUGACCUCGUUGGGGAACUACAGCCGCUACCGGCGCCGCCUGGCCGAGUGCGUCGGCUUCCGCUUCCCCAUCCUGGGCGUGCACCUCAAGGAUCUGGUGGCCGUGCACGUGGCGCUGCCCGACUGGCUGGACCGGGCCCGCACCCGCGUCAACGGCACCAAGAUGCAGCAGCUCUUCGGGAUCCUCAACGAGCUGGUGCUGGUGCAGAGCAUCAAACCACCCUUCGAGGCCAACAUGGACCUCAUCAACCUGCUCACGGUGUCGCUGGAUCAGUACCAGACGGAGGAGGAGAUCUACCAGCUGUCGCUGCAGAGAGAGCCCCGUGGCAAGUCGGCCGUGAGUGCGUGUCCGUCCAGCCCCACCUCCUGUUCCCCCCCAAGCCGACCGGCUGACAUAGACGAGUGGGCCUUGGCUGUGAAACCCAAACCGGACCAGACGCUGGUGCGGACACACAUUGAGAAGAUGGUGGAGUCCGUGUUCCGGAAUUUCGACGUGGACGGAGACGGCCACAUCUCCCAGGAGGAGUUCAAAAUCAUCCGCAACAACUUCCCCUACCUGUGCAAAUUUGGGGACCUGGAUGAGAACCAGGAUGGCUGCAUCAGCAGAGAGGAGAUGAUCUCGUACUUCAUGAAGUCCAGCGCUGUGGUGGACGGGAAGAUGGGCUUCAUCCACAGCUUCCAGGAGACCACCUUCCUGCACCCCGUGUCCUGCCGUCACUGCAAGAGCCUGAUACUGGGAAUCUACAAACAGGGGUUCAAGUGCCGCUGCUGCGGCGUGAACUGCCACAGGCAGUGCCGGGAACAUCUCUCCCUGGAGUGCCGCAAACGGACCAAGAGUUUCAGCCUGGCCAGCCCUGCCCACAUCCCCACCCGCUCCUUCAGCUUCUCACUGCCCCGCUCAGCCUGCAGAUCCCCACGCCACACAGAGAUCCGGGAGGAGGAGGUCCAGGAUGUGGAGGAUGGGGUUUUCGACAUCCAUUUAUAAAGACAAACACGGUCUGCUCUUCCUCACCAGCUGUGGCUCUUCCUCCCACUCCUCCCAAGCUGGGAUCUCUGGUCCCCACAAAUCUGCCAGCUGACUUCCCGGCUCCCCCACUGUGGGGUGACACAGAGAAGAGGCAAAGGGAGAAAGCAUGGGCCAAGGGGGAGAGACAGCCCUUCCAGUGGGUGCAGAAGCUGCUUUGGGGGCAGUUGGAUAGAUCCUUUACUGGUUGAGGGGACGGGGAGGUGGCUGCAUGUCAGGGCUCCUGGGUUCUAUUAAUGGGGGAUGAAGACAUGAGUUAACGUGGGGAUGGGUUGUGAAAUUAGUAAGAUCUCGCCUGACAUCCCCCAAACACAUCCUUAUGCGCUCCAGCAUCCGGUUCCAGUGUGGGGCCAUGGGGAGCGGGCGGGGGGACUUCCCCUACUCUGGUAGGAGCUGCCUGGGGUAUCCCGCCUGCCCUGCAGGAAGAGGAGGUUGCCUGGGGGCUGAUGCAUGUGGCCGAUGAUGGAGCGGGAGUGCAGGGGGUUGGUGUGGGAGCAGGAGGGUGGGGCGUGGGUCCCAGUCAGGACACCCCCCUUCCCCUGUGAUCCCGGCUGUACAGAUUCCUUGCUGUGUAUAUUUGUACCUAACAACAGGAUCAGAGAUGUAAUAAAUAUAAUAAAACCAA